GUCCACAAUUUGGGAAAGGUAAAAGGAAAGAAAUUUGAUUAGUCGGAGUUUUGUUCUUCGUCAUUCUCCAGCAGCAAAUUUCCGACGGAUCGACCUGUUGUAAUCAAAUAUGUCCACCGCGGCCGAUCCGAGCAAUCAGGCGGCUGUUGCUAGGAAGCCGAAGGCUCCGUUCAAGUUCUUGGUUCCGCUCAUCUACGCUCCAGUUCUUCCAUUGAUUCGGCUGUCGCUGCGUAGGAAUCCGGUCUUGAGGGACAGGUUGUUCACUGCUGUGUUGGCGGGUGCCUUUAUCCAUGGUGGUUACUUGGUGUAUCCUUUCUCCUCCUCCCUCUCAAGUAUCAUGUCAAUUAUGGUUCCCCUGUUGAUAUUCACCUGCUCCUAUCAAUUGAUUCGUUUUCUUUUCUUUAUGUGGGCAUGCUUGUUGGUAUACGCCUGCGAUGAUCAAUCAAUGUGCACCUUGCAUACUCUUUUUGAAAGAGUGGCUAUCUUGCAAUGGGGAAACAAGUAGAUUCUGAUUCCAUUGUAGCUUAGAAGUUUUGUUGCUGCAUUCUCAUUUGCUCAUAUAUUCCGCCUUUCGGGUGAAUUGGGAAGCAUGAUAGCUCAACAUUUGCACUCUCUUCGUAGGUGUAUCUAGUUUGUUAGGCAUUAAAAUUUUGUCUUCUGAUAAUAGGAUGGCGCAUAGCUUAUCAUCUCUUUGGUGUUCAUCAGUUUUACAGAUUUCUGACCGUAGAUG
Molecule: messenger RNA, 730 nt
Organism: Linum tenue
Lineage: Eukaryota; Viridiplantae; Streptophyta; Magnoliopsida; Malpighiales; Linaceae
Source: the annotation of a GenBank genome assembly